GGAGUCUGGAGGGAGUGGGACUGGCCGGCGCUUUUAAUACAGAUGCUCCGGUCCUGGCGCCCUGCGUUCAGCGGCAGAGAAGAGCGGACAGCACCAUGACUGAAUUAAGCAACACCUACGAUGUGAUAGUGGUCGGCGGAGGGAUAUCAGGGUUGAGUGCAGCGAAGCUGCUGAAAGCCAACGGACUGAGUCCUGUAGUCCUGGAGGCCAGGGAUCGGGUCGGGGGACGCACCUUCACCGUGCGGAAUAAGGAGACAAAGUGGGUCGACCUGGGCGGAGCUUACAUCGGACCGACUCAGAACCGCAUCCUCCGAUUGGCCAAAGAGUACGGCAUUCAGACCUACAAAGUCAACGAGCAGGAGAGCCUGGUGCAUUAUGUCAACGGAAAGUCUUACCCGUUCAGAGGCUCCUUCCCUCCCAUGUGGAACCCCAUCGUCUUGUUGGACUUCAACAACCUGUGGAGGACAAUGGAUGAGAUGGGCCGUGAGAUUCCCAGAGAGGCUCCCUGGAGAGCUCCCCAUGCCGAGGAGUGGGACAACAUGACCAUGAUGGAGCUCUUUGAGAAAAUCUGCUGGACCAGUACUGUUCGCCGCUUCGCCAAGCUGUUUGUCAACGUCAACGUGACCUCUGAACCCCACGAGGUGUCGGCUCUGUGGUUCCUCUGGUACGUGAAGCAGUGCGGAGGAACCAUGAGGAUCUUCUCCACCACUAACGGAGGACAGGAGAGGAAGUUUGCGGGCGGCUCCAGUCAGAUCAGCGAGUGCAUGGCCAGGGAGCUGGGAGAGCGAGUGAAGCUGCAGUCUCCGGUCUGCAGGAUCGACCAGAGCGGAGACACGGUGGCCGUGGAGACGCUGGACAAACUGACCUACACAGCCAAGUACGUGAUCGUGGCCACCCCUCCCGCUCUGAACCUGAAGAUGCACUUUAACCCCGAGCUACCGCCACUGAGGAACCAGCUGAUCAACCGCGUCCCCAUGGGCUCCGUCAUCAAGUGCAUGGUCUACUACAAAGAGAACUUCUGGAGGAAAAAGGGUUACUGUGGCAGCAUGGUGAUUGAGGAGGAAGGCGCUCCCAUCGGCCUGACACUGGAUGACACAAAGCCGGAUGGGACUGUACCCUGCAUUAUGGGAUUCAUCCUCGCCCGCAAGUGCAGAAAGCUAUUAGGGCUGACCAAAGAGGAGAGGUUGAAGAUGAUCUGUGAGAUCUACUCCAGAGUGCUGGGCUCAGAAGAGGCUCUGCACCCGGUGCACUAUGAGGAGAAGAACUGGUGUGAAGAGGAGUACUCCGGUGGCUGCUACACGGCCUAUUUCCCUCCAGGAAUCCUUACUCAGUUUGGAAAGGUGCUGAGGGAGCCAGUCGGCAAGUUGUACUUUGCCGGCACGGAGACGGCCACGGAGUGGAGCGGCUACAUGGAGGGGGCCGUGCAGGCUGGAGAGAGAGCCGCCAGAGAGGUUUUGUGUGCGAUGAAUAAAAUCCACCAGAGUCAGAUCUGGCAGACGGAGCCCGAGUCUAUGGAAGUCCCAGCACGCCCGUUUGCCACCAGCUUCUGGGAGCGAAAUCUGCCUUCAGUCGGCGGCCUCUUCAAGUUGGUGGGAAUCUCCACCGUCCUGUCUGUUGCCACGGCAGCCGGCGUGGUGGCCUACAAGAAGGGCCUCCUUUCCCGGAGUUAAACCGCCCGCAUACGUCAUCUCACUCCUCUGCGUCUCAAGGGGACAACCAUCUCUAUAGACACUGUGCUCUAUCGUACUUCUAGUGCACUACUUCAUGGCCCAAAACGACAAAGUAGUGAACCACAUCGGUUAAAACACUAAAGGCACCGUCACUCUGUGCACUGUCUGUUGAGAGAGAGAGAGAGAGAGAGAGAGAGAGAGAGAGAGAGAGAGAGCGAGAGAGAGAGAGAGAGAGAGAGAGAGAGUGAGACAGAGUCUUGGGCCGAGCACACGUCCAGAGAUGCUAGUUAGAGAGGAGUGAAGAACUUCAAGUUUAAAUCGACAAUAACAUCUGAGAUUCAGAUUGUGAAAACCAAUGAAGGAAAAAAAGAGCAGAAUCAGUU
Sander lucioperca (pikeperch) is the source of this 2053-nucleotide messenger RNA. It is a transcript of the gene maoa, whose product is annotated as monoamine oxidase. The record is from RefSeq and is a predicted model, not a curated record. The coding region runs from base 96 to 1670 and encodes 524 amino acids. The transcript has 15 exons. NCBI's taxonomy places the organism in Eukaryota, Metazoa, Chordata, Actinopteri, Perciformes, Percidae. Gene Ontology annotation, molecular function: oxidoreductase activity.